Poecilia latipinna (sailfin molly) is the source of this 1723-nucleotide messenger RNA. RefSeq names its product SRR1 domain containing (gene srrd). Bases 168 to 1070 code for a protein of 300 amino acids. The transcript has 6 exons. Lineage: Eukaryota; Metazoa; Chordata; Actinopteri; Cyprinodontiformes; Poeciliidae. Gene Ontology annotation, cellular component: cytoplasm; nucleus. The record is from RefSeq and is a predicted model, not a curated record.
GAGGAACUUCUGUGUUGUUCUCAAAAUAAUCCUUCGUGCUCGCGGCUUCCCAGCAUAGACAAUAUACGCUCUCCAGCAGACAACGAUUGCAAUAAAAAUAUGCACAAUAUCAUAAAAUAUACUGUUUUAUGACAUUCCUGCAUAUAUUUCUGCAUAGUAAUAUAUAAAUGUCGUCGGAUUCUGUAGAAGAGUGGCAAGUAGUUCGACGGGGAAAAGGUGCAUCAAGGAAAUUUAGAUCUCACCAACAAAUCGCCUCUGUAUGUCCUCAGGAGCAGCUGGAUGUUGAGAAAUUUGUCAGACGAAUCAGAGACACAGUGUCUGAGCUGAGAGCUGAAGAAUUUUGGCAACAAUGGAAAAAUCAGCUUCUAGUUUCAACGUCCCCAUCAAGACCUUCAGACAGUAUAAAGGCUGGAGGCCAGCAGGACAAGGACACAGAGGCGACAGUACGCCAGCAGCUGGAGUGUGUGUGCUACGGCCUCGGCUCCUUUUCUUCGUGUGUCUCUGCCCGCUACCAGCUUUCCAUGUUGCUGCUGCUACUGGAUGCAGCAGAUAUUCCCUUGAGGGAUUGCUCUCUUUAUGAUCCUGCAUUCUCCGUGGCAGAAAAGGACAUUUUAAGAGAGCUGGGUUUGACUGUGCUCACAGAAAAUGAGGAGGGGAAGCGUCUGGCCACUAAGCCCACCUUAUUUUAUCUGAUGCACUGUGGAAAAGCCCUUUACAACAACCUGCUGUGGCAGAACUGGAACCCACACUGUUUGUCUCUGGUUACGAUCAUCGGAAACUGCUUCAGCGGCAUCAGAGAGAGGACCAUCGAGAGGGAGUUGAAGCGGGACUACAGCUACAUCAGCAAAGCUGUGGAUUUGUGUGAAGAGAGACUUCUGCCUUGUCCUUCCCGUCUGGUAGACGUCUUCAGUGACACAGCAAUUAUCACUUUUCCUUCGGACCGACUAAACAAACUCCCCUCAUCUACUUGGACUGACUCACCUGAACCACAAUACCAACAUUGCUCAGAUUUAGAAAUUAUACUGAAACAAACACCCGUCUUAGACUCUCCUGAGACAGGUCUUAGCUAACAACGGAUGUAUUUUCAAGCCUAAUACAUCCGUAAACCUUUUUAUGCACCUUUUUUUUUUUUUUUAUAAAUGCUCAAUCUGACAGAUCAGCAUCAUUGUAUGUUUAUUUUGAAGCUUUUCGAGAGAAGAAAAAAAUAUAUUUAGUUCAGGUUUGGUUUCGUUUAGCGACAAUUACUGUCAUUAGGUUAGUUUAUGCCUGUUAUUUUAAGUGUUUUAUUUCUGUUUAUUGUGAACUGCUUUCAUACUUUUGAAUAUGUUUCUUUAGGUUAAACUGCAGCAGCUCGACCAAAAAGAUUAUUUCCGUUCUGUGAAGUUCUGACCACCAACAUUUUCUGCAAACGCUAACUUGAAGAAACCAGGCUCUAAAUAUCAGAUAUGAAGGAUGCAGAUUUUGACGAAUAUUAGCAUCGCUAGUACGUCUAGAACUAGUGUGUCUAAUUAAACUAAUUAAAAGGGGAAAUUGCUAAAUACUGAAGACCAUUUUUCAGCCUUUUUCUAAUUGUCGCCAUAUACUUACCACUGAACAUGUUUACCAAGACAUCUGAGAGUUGGCACCAAGGUUUUUACAGGUUCCUUGAGGACCCCACAUACCCACCUGCGAGUGAAUUUACUUGGUUAACCUCCAAUAAAAGUUGGUAGCAAUCCUAAAGAUU